Molecule: messenger RNA, 1398 nt
Organism: Exophiala mesophila
Lineage: Eukaryota; Fungi; Ascomycota; Eurotiomycetes; Chaetothyriales; Herpotrichiellaceae
Exons: 10
Coding region: 1-1398 (465 amino acids)
Biological process (GO): protein arginylation
Cellular component (GO): cytoplasm
Molecular function (GO): arginyl-tRNA--protein transferase activity
Source: RefSeq, a predicted model, not a curated record
AUGGCAAACGAUAUUACAAUUUUGAAGCCACUUGGCUAUCAGAGAAGGAGUCAAUGUGGGUAUUGCAAGACAUCAGCCGGCAGCUCUAUGUUCUAUGUCUCGAGUGACAACAUGCGCGUGGACCACUAUCAAGAACUGAUGGACAGAGGUUGGCGAAGAUCUGGCACAUUGUAUUACAAGCCGGACCUGUUAAGGGCAUGUUGUCCUCAUUAUACCAUUAGGCUUAAAGCCGCCGAAUUCAAGCCACGUAAUGAGCAGAAGAAGCCGAUCAACAAGUUCAAUGCCUACAUUCUAGGCCCAGAAUAUAAGCGAAAUGCGGCAAUGUUAUGUCCACAGAGCAGGGAGGAGAAGCGUCGACUCAGGGGAGUUUUUGACUUGACCUCUGCAGUUCACAAAGCUGAAUACGACAAUAUCAAGCGACCUGUUGGUAAGAAAUCAUCGAAGCCAAUUGAGCCAGCACACAUAUUCCAAGUCAACCUUGAGAGUGAUUCCUUCACCGAGGAAAAGUACUCAAUUUUUUGCCAAUACCAAUUCAAAGUCCACAAAGAUCCGGCCUCGCGGUGGCAAACUGCCGACUUUAAACGAUUUUUGUGCUCAGGUCUGAACCAGAGAACGUUGAAGAUUGCAGGCAAAACUCUCAAGCUCGGUUCUUACCAUCAAUGCUAUCGUCUUGACGGAAAGCUCGUAGCUGUUGGUGUCCUCGAUCUACUUCCUCAUGCCGUAAGCUCGGUGUAUCUCUUCUAUGAUCCUGACUAUUCUCACUUGAACUUUGGCAAGCUUAGCGCCCUUCGAGAAAUUGAUCUUGCACUCCGUGGAGGCUAUGAAUAUUACUACAUGGGUUAUUACAUACACUCGUGUAUCAAAAUGCGGUACAAGGCGACAUACCGUCCCAGCUUCCUUCUCGAUCCCGAAACACACGAAUGGAACCUCUUCGAUGAUGAUUAUCAGCAGAAACUCGACCAAAACAACUACUUCUCUCCUUCGAGGUAUCGAAGUCAGGGAGCGGACGUGGCGCUACUCGGUCAGGCACAACCAACACAGCUGUCUCUUCCUACGCAAAAUGCCCCAGAAACUACAAAAGAGAGAGCCAAGAACUUUGGCGAUGAUGACGAGCUGGAAUUGGACGAGGCAGGCAGUGAUGAAGAGGAUGCCGAAAUUCCAGAAGGAUCCUUAUUCGAUUACAAUAUCCCAGGGGUUCUGACCAAAGAACAAGUACAAGAUUUAGACCUUGACCAUUGGAAGCUUGUCGUCAGAGAUAUGUUGAUUGAUCUGGAGGAUCUACGAGGCUGGGAGGAGUCCAAGCUCGACGAUUCUGGAUCUAUCAAAGGAAUUGCCGCUGAAGUCAUUGCAGCAACCGGCCCAAAACUCCUCGAACAUUCUGCUCUGAGCCUGUUCUGA